GAAGCAAGUUAAAUCAUAACUUCGUCGAACUUCAAUAUAAUAUCAAUUUCCAAAAACCCGAAAAGGAGCAUCCAAAAUCUCGGCCCGCGGUUUGAUUUCCUGGAUGAGCACGACGUCGUUUAUGGACAAGCAGUAAUGGAUCUGUCGCAGGGAUCAGCGCAGCAGCAGCACCACCAGAACGACGACUUCAUCAACCUGAUGAAGAUUGACAGCAACACCAGCAACAGCCACCUCGAAGGCGGAGGAGAAGAAGAGUAUCAGGUCGGCGGGGGCGGCCAUGGAAGUGGGAUUUACAACAAGGAGAAUCAGGAUAUGCUUCCCAGCUACGAUUUCCAGCCGAUUCGCCCCGUCGUCGGUGCUUCUUCUCCGUCGCCGAGUUUCGAUGCCGCGCCUAAUCUUGGAGGAGGAGGACCGACCAGGGCGUGGAACUCCGGCGAGUCCAAGUCGAACGCUGCAUCUCCAAUCAGAAAUUAUGGGUCAAUGGAUUCCCUUGAACCUGCAAAACUUGUUUUAGAGAAGGACCGCAAUGUCGUAAUUCUGUCAGAGAUUGACCAGACCAUGAAGAAGCAUGCUGAUAAUUUGCUACAUGUGCUGGAAGGUGUUAGUGCACGACUAACACAACUAGAGAGCAGAAGCCGCAAUCUUGAGAAUUCUGUCGAUGAUUUGAAGGGUAUACUUAGAGAUGUGCAAACAGAUGUUAAGGAUUUGAAGGAUGCGCAAGAAAUGGUAGAACUGAAUCUUGCAAGGAUACAAGUAUCGAAUACAAAGAUAGACCCUCAACUGGAAUCUCAGAAUGCUGGACAACGACAUACUGAGCAGACAGCCGCCUCUGCUCCUCAACAUUCUCAUCAACAACAUCCCCCCAUGAACCUUCCUCCCUCACUUCCUGGUGUUUCUUAUCCAAAUGCUCCUCCCCAACCUAUCCCCCAAAAUGCACCACAUGCGGUUCAACUUCCAAAUCAGUUUUCUCAGAACCAGAUCCCUCCUGUCCCUCAGAGAGACCCUUAUUUCCCAGCACCUGGUCAAACUCAAGAAGCCCCAAAUCAUCAAUACCAGUUACCUCCAGGUCAGCAGCCUGCCCCCCUUCCUCCAGUGCCACCGCAUCAACAAUUUCAACCUACCACUCAACCACAGUAUUCCCAGCCGCCACCCCAGCUGCCUCAACAGCACCCUUCGCUUGCACCUGUUAAUCCCUCUCAAAUCCAGCCUAAAUUAGGCCACCACACUGAAGAGUCACCUUAUAUCCCUUCCCAGAACUACCCACCAAGUCUUCGCCAGCCACCUUCUCAUACACCCAGCGGUCACCCCCCUUCCCAACAGUAUUACAGUCCAGCUUCAAAUGCAUAUGAGCCACCUUCUAGCAGACCCAGUGCAGGGUAUCCUUCCGGGUAUAACCCUCCAUCUGGGCUUGGUGAAUCGUACCAAUACGGUGGACCACCUUCUCAAUAUGGCGGUAGCUCCACAAUGCAACCACAACAUCACUCUUCUUCUGCUACAGCUCAAAGUGGAGGCAGUGGUUACCCACAGCUCCCAACUGCUCGGGUGCUACCACAUGCCAACCCUACUCCAUCUGGGGCGGGUGGCAGUCCACCUUCAUCCGGUAGUGGAAACAGAGUACCCAUUGACGAUGUGAUUGACCAAGUGGCAACUAUGGGUUUCUCCAGAGACCAAGUUAGGGCUGCAGUUCGGAAGCUGACAGACAGCGGCCAGUCAGUUGACCUCAAUGUGGUGCUAGAUAAGAUGAUGACUGACAGCGAUGUUCAGCCACCCCGAGGAUGGUAUGGCCGAUAGUCUGGUGUGGGUUUCGGACUGAUGUACAUGAAGUAUCACUUGUUCCUAGAUCAUCUAUCGCUCGGAACUUAGGAGACUACAACCCUUUAUGUGCUUUGCUUUUUGUCUUAUAUUUUCAUCUCUCACUCUAUAUAACUACCUCUCAAUACACAAUUUCUCUUUUUGGUGCGGGUGCUAAUAUUAGUAUUGCGGAUUUUCCCUUUUCUA
Messenger RNA from Malus domestica (apple), 1998 nucleotides. RefSeq lists its product as uncharacterized. The record is from RefSeq and is a predicted model, not a curated record. NCBI's taxonomy places the organism in Eukaryota, Viridiplantae, Streptophyta, Magnoliopsida, Rosales, Rosaceae.